Messenger RNA from Protopolystoma xenopodis, 657 nucleotides. NCBI's taxonomy places the organism in Eukaryota, Metazoa, Platyhelminthes, Monogenea, Polystomatidea, Polystomatidae. The record is from the annotation of a GenBank genome assembly.
UACACCCGGCCAAUCGACCCGAGUCCGACCAUCGACGAGGCCAAUCUCUCCUCACCCCCAUUGCCACAUUCUCCAGGUGGUCGAAUUUUGCCCCACCUUUCCAGUUCCACUAUGCCUCUUGCCUCUUCAACAGAUGUCACCACAACUUCCUUAGCAAGCGCAAGCAUUGACGCUCCACCGAGUCUCAGUGAUUCAUCUGCCGGCCUUGCUACUACCGCCUUGUACACUGCAGCUACCACCGUAAUCACAGCGACCAGCUCGGGCACUAGCCACUUCGGUGUCGCCAUCCCUGAUGUGACGUCUGCCAUGUUUAUAUCGGCAGCUCCUCUGGCCGUGGGUGAAGAGGAGAAUUCGAUGAGAGACUUGUCACGCACCUACUCCGAAUCCUCUGCAGUUUGUUCCAAUGCUACCGUGAUAACUGCAGGUACUGGAUAUUCAGACGGCAUCGAUACAGUCUCAGAAUUACAUCCUCAACAGGCAACGGCGUUUGCAUCACACCCUCAACAGCAACAGCUGCAGGUCCAGCCCGCUGGGCCUGCGAGGAAGUCUAAAUCAAAGAUGACAGAUGAAGAGACUCAGGAACGCUUGAGGUUGAUCGUUAGCAUUGGUGAUCCAAAUCGGAAAUACCAGCGGGAAGAAAAGAUUGGCCAAGGGUGA